Molecule: messenger RNA, 978 nt
Organism: Ornithodoros turicata
Lineage: Eukaryota; Metazoa; Arthropoda; Arachnida; Ixodida; Argasidae
Product: calcyphosin-like protein
Exons: 5
Coding region: 218-862 (214 amino acids)
Molecular function (GO): calcium ion binding
Source: RefSeq, a predicted model, not a curated record
UCCUUCUGGGGAAAGCACCUUGGGCGGUUGGCCCACUCGCCCCACCCACGGAACGGCUCUGCAGUGCCGAGUGUCGAAGACGUUUUGGCGAAUGAUAGAAGCUUAGCAGGGCGGAAACGCCGGAACAGCAUGUUGGUUAGUUUUUUGUCCGGUUAGUCCAAGUUCGGUGUCUGCAUCUUUUGUCAGCCAAUCCCUAGGACCAGCCAAAGUGAUUAGGAUGCCACGACCAGAGUCACCACAGACACGCAAUGACACUGAGAUGAAGGUGGCCGUCACCAAGCAGCUGCAGACGGCAGAAGGCCCAGUGGACAAGUUGAGGCUACUCUGUCUGCAGCGUGGCUCUACAGGAAUUCUGGGACUUGGAAGUGUGUUUCGGCGCAUGGAUGCCAAUGGCAGCGGAGACUUGUCUCGAGAAGAGUUCAUCACAGGGUUGAACCAGUGCGGUUUCAGUCGUUUCCUCAGUGAUGAGGACCUCGACAAACUCUUUGAGCAAUUCGACGCCGACGGUUCGGGAGCCAUCAAAUACGACGAAUUCAUCCGGGCUGUACGGCCACGCAUGAGUCCAAGGCGAGAAGCCCAGGUAAUGAAGGCCUUCGAGAAAAUGGACCGUUCUGGAGACGGCCAGGUCACAUUUGAGGACAUCCAAGGCAUCUACAGUGUCCACACGGACUCCGAGUACCUGAACGGCCAACGUAGUGAGAAAGAACUCUUGAGGCACUUCUUGGCCACCUUCGAAGAAGGUGGCAUUGUGGAUGGAAUCGUGACGAAGGAUGAGUUCUUGGACUACUACGCUGGAGUAAGCGCUUCCAUCGAUGAAGAUGGCUCCUUCGACCUCAUGAUGCGCAGUUGCUGGAAGCUCUAGGGCCCUCACUUAGUUUUGCCAUCUCCAUUUCCUUCAGGAUUUAACGAAAUAUCUACCACAUUGUGAUUACUUCUCAUGCGUGUAGGAAUAAAAGGCCGUCAAGCCGAGACUUUCGA